AACCUGGUCUUGUAGCCUACCCGCGGUGUUUCGUAUGCAAUGGAGGCGCCGGAAAUCCUCUACGAAACCCUAAGGCCUCUCGACGGCCCGCCGCCCCCUUCGUCGUCGUCUUCCUCUGACUUGGAAACCCUCGUUGUCUACCGUAACCUUAUUUCCACCCCUAUUGCCCAAUGCGCCUCACCCGAGUCGGCAGCACCUGAUUACUUUUCCCUGGACGUCAAUGACGCAGAGCAGAAGCAAACUUCGAAUUCGGCUACUCCUCUCCCUCCUAAAGGCCCUGCGCAAAUUUCCACCCCGGCGUCCGCGGGCGGUCUCGAAGGCACCUGGUUUCGCACCGGUUCUCGCUUCAAAAGCCCCAUGCUUCAGCUCCACAAAGAGAUACUUGAUUUUUGUGAUUUUCUCUCGCCAACUCGGGAAGAGCAAGAAUCCAGGAAUGCUGCUGUCGCCUCUGUGUCUAAUGUGAUCAAAUACAUAUGGCCUAGUGCUGAGGUACAAGUUUUUGGGUCAUUCAGGACCGGGCUGUACCUUCCAUCUAGUGAUAUUGACGUUGUCAUAUUGGGUUCAAAUGUCAGAAGUCCUCAGAUUGGCUUACAGGCUCUCUCUAGGGCACUGUCUCAAAGAGGAAUUGCAAAGAAGAUACAGGUUAUUGCAAAGGCACGGGUGCCAAUUAUUAAGUUUGUGGAGAAAAAAAGUGAAGUGUCGUUUGAUAUAAGUUUUGAUGUUGACAAUGGACCAAAAGCUGCGCAUUUUAUUAAGGAUGCUGUAUCUAAAUGGCCAGCACUUAGACCAUUAUGUUUGAUUUUGAAAGUUUUCCUCCAGCAAAGAGAGCUGAAUGAGGUGUAUAGUGGUGGAAUUGGCUCCUACGCACUUCUUUCUAUGCUUAUUGCAAUGUUGCGGGGUCAGCAAGAUCAAGUUCCUCCUGAACAUAACCUCGGAGUGUUGCUGGUAAAAUUUUUUGAUAUGUAUGGAUGCAAACUGAAUACAGUAGAUGUUGGUGUAUCCUGUAACGGUGAAGGCAUUUUCUUUGCAAAAAGUAGUAAAGGAUUCAUAAUUGAUGGCCGACCAUCUCUUAUUUCCAUUGAGGACCCACAGACUCCAGACAAUGACAUUGGGAAAAACUCCUUCAAUUAUUAUCAGGUCAGAUCUGCUUUCGCAAUGGCGUUCAGUACAUUGACAAAUGCAAAAGCCAUCCUCCGACUUGGCCCAGACAAGAGCAUCCUCAGUUCUAUCAUCCGGCCUGAUGCAGUAUUGUUGGAACGAAAAGGAGGCUCUAACAGGAACGCGACUAUCAAUAAUUUGUUCCCAGAUUCUGGAGCGUCCUCGCAUCAUUUACUCGGUGAUCAACAGGAGAUUUACUGUAACUGGCCAUUGAAUGACGAUGAUGAAGAACCAUUACCCCGGGGAAAUGGAAAAUCUGGCCGCGGUAGUGAUGCAAAAUCUUCGGGUAAGAAAAGGAAAGGUUCCAACAUGAGUAAAGGUUCCGCAAAGGAGAAGAAAUAUGACUCAGGACAAUACCAGAGUAACGGUGAUGGUUCAAAGACCCGCCAAAGGAAUUGUUGAUAUGUUUCAUGGUUUUGGAGUUGAGCUUUAAAUUACCGUUGAGAAAAUUUUGAUUUUGUGUAGGCUGCCGCCGGAAUUAAAUAUGUACAAUUAGAUUUGCCCAAAUCAUGUUUGAUGACAAGAUUGGUGCACCAUUCCAGUUGUUAAGAAUAUGUAAUGUUUCUGAAA
Andrographis paniculata is the source of this 1728-nucleotide messenger RNA. RefSeq lists its product as uncharacterized. Gene Ontology annotation, molecular function: mRNA binding; poly(A) RNA polymerase activity. Gene Ontology annotation, cellular component: TRAMP complex; nucleolus. Bases 40 to 1560 code for a protein of 506 amino acids. Gene Ontology annotation, biological process: RNA 3'-end processing. Lineage: Eukaryota; Viridiplantae; Streptophyta; Magnoliopsida; Lamiales; Acanthaceae. The transcript is spliced from 13 exons. The record is from RefSeq and is a predicted model, not a curated record.